Messenger RNA from Hyla sarda, 2216 nucleotides. It is a transcript of the gene KCTD8, whose product is annotated as potassium channel tetramerization domain containing 8. Lineage: Eukaryota; Metazoa; Chordata; Amphibia; Anura; Hylidae. Gene Ontology annotation, molecular function: protein binding. The record is from RefSeq and is a predicted model, not a curated record. The transcript has 2 exons. Gene Ontology annotation, biological process: protein homooligomerization; regulation of G protein-coupled receptor signaling pathway. The coding region runs from base 344 to 1603 and encodes 419 amino acids.
AGUGUAUUAUGUGCUGCUGUCAGUGGUGCUGAUUGCUACUCUGCUGCGAGGCUGAAUACACUGUUAUGUGCUGCCGCUGCUGCUGUCCUUGGUGCUGAUCACUGCUCUGCUCUCCAGCUGCCCAGGCUAUUAUGUACUGCUGUCCUUGGUGCUGAUCAUUGCUCUGCUGAGGAGUUCCAUAGACUCUCAUGUGCCACUGUCCAUGGUGCUGAAAACUGCUCUGUGUGGGGCUGAAUAGAAGUGUCUGAGCCUUGGCUGAGUGCACUGGGUCUGGAUUUAACUCAAAGCUAUUGCACUGGACACUGUUCUGAAGUCCAUUCUUUCUGCAUGUUGAUGUGGAGAUAUGGCUCUGAAAGAUACAAUCCUCCCUAUCAGCGAAAUGUCUUAUCCUUUUCCGGAUGUGGUAGAGCUGAAUGUAGGCGGCCAAGUUUAUGUUACAAAGUAUUCUACACUUACCAGCAUUCCGGACAGCACUCUGUACAGUAUGUUCUCUAGGAACAAUGUCAAGGAGCUUCCCAGAGAUAACAGGUCUCGAUUCUUUAUAGACAGGGAUGGCUUCCUUUUCAGGUAUGUACUUGACUUUCUAAGGGACAAACAGCUCUCACUCCCAGAUCACUUCCCAGAAAAGGAAAGGCUUUUGAGAGAGGCUGAAUAUUUCCAGCUCAACGACCUGGUGAAGCUACUGACUCUUAAAGUAACCAAACAGAGCUCCUUGAAUGAUGAAGGCUGUCAGAGUGACCUAGAAGAGAACUCACAAAGCAGCGAUCUGUUCAGAACUGCAGCCCUAGACAAAAAAUCUGGUUUUAUCACUAUAGGCUACAGAGGCUCCUACACCAUGGUCAGAGAUAACCAGGCUGAUGCUAAAUUCAGAAGAGUGGCCAGGAUUAUGGUAUGUGGCAGAAUAGCUCUGGCUAAAGAAGUUUUUGGAGAAACUUUGAAUGAGAGUAGAGACCCUGAUCGCCCCCCAGAAAAGUACACUUCUAGGUUCUACCUAAAAUUUACUUACUUGGAGCAAGCUUUUGACAGGCUUUCCGAAGCUGGUUUUCACAUGGUAGCCUGCAAUUCUACUGGAACAGCGGCUUUUGUAAACCAAUAUAGGGAUGACAAAAUCUGGAGCAGUUAUACCGAGUAUAUCUUUUACAGAUCCCCACAAAAGUUAGUAUCUCCCAAACAAGACUGUGAAGAAAUAAAAUCCGAAAAAGUAUUAGACAAAGGUAGUGAAAGUGGAACAUCGUGUAAUGAACUGUCUACAUCUAGCUGUGAUAGCCAGUCAGAAGCUAGCACCCCUCAAGAAAACACAUCUAUGCUCCAACAAUCGAGUUCUCAUCAACCUAGUACCCUAACAUUGGAUCGCCCAUCAAAAAAGAACCAAGUCAAGUGGGUUCCACCACCCGAGAAACGUAGGAACAGUGAACUCUUCCAAUCACUGAUGAGCAAAUCUAGAGAUAACAACCUUUCUAAAAGGAAAGUCUGUGAAAAACCAAGCAUCGAAGAGGAAAUGAAAAAAUGUAUACAAGAAUUUAAAAAAAUUAAAAUUCCUGAUUACUUUCCGGAGAAAAAACGUCCAUGGCAGAUGGAAUUACUAGAAAAAUAUGAUUUAUAAGAAUUUCCCCUUUAUCGAUUACUGAUAUGUGGUUUGUGUAUUCCUCUUCUGAACUCCCUUGAUGUCACAACCUACUCGAUGUAUAGAAUUCUGUGCAUCCAGCAUAACAAUUUUUAAGUUGUAAUUUUGUGACUAUUUAAUUAUCAUCAGUUCUGAAACAGAAACUGUCAAUAUCCACAAGAAAUUUCUGGUGACAACGAAUAAAUACUGUGCAUGUCUUCAAGGGGUCACUUCUACUGUUAUAAUUUUGUCAGAUACCUUUUCACUUCUGUACUUAAUAUUACAUUUUGUGAAAACAUUUAUUAUGCUACAAUAAUAGUUACAGUAUGACCAUCAGUAGCGUACCUCCCAACAGAACCUUUUAAGAUUUUUCCGAAACAAGGAGGAGGGGAUUUUUGAAACUUACAAAAAAAGAGACAUUUCUAUGUGAUUUUGUGAUGUUUCCUUAGUAGAAAAAAGGUUGGGGCCUUAGUUUGUCUCUGGAUUUGGAAAUCUAAUGUUGGGAGGUAUGCAGUAGAUUUUACCAACAUCAACUUUUGAAACAAAUGUAAAUGCAGUAAAAUAUUUAGUUUGCAUGACCACCAUCUUAGAAAUAAAACACAAAUACAACUUA